Molecule: messenger RNA, 659 nt
Organism: Drosophila arizonae
Lineage: Eukaryota; Metazoa; Arthropoda; Insecta; Diptera; Drosophilidae
Product: E3 ubiquitin-protein ligase PPP1R11
Cellular component (GO): nucleus
Molecular function (GO): protein serine/threonine phosphatase inhibitor activity; protein phosphatase 1 binding
Source: RefSeq, a predicted model, not a curated record
GUUUAUUUUGCAAAAAUGGCUCAAGUACCAAUCAGUAAUAAUAAUACUGAUGGUACCAAAACAGAAACCUUAGAAGAAACCGAUAGCGCUACACAACAAGCAGAGGCAGCCCAAAGUGCACCCACAUUGCUGCUGCGCCUUGAGCAUCCGAGAGAUGAACGCCGGGUAGUCUUCCACGAUGGUGUCAUCGACAACGAGCAUAUGAAUCGGAUGAAGUCCAAAUGCUGUUGCAUAUAUCGUAAACCCUUGGCUUUUGGCGAAAGCUCGUCGGACGAUGACGACGAAUGUGAACAUUGUUUUGGUCAUCCCGAGAAGCGCAAGAAAAAUAGGAAACCACCUACUGAUGAGUCAUGCGCUGUUAUUAGAAGCCCAGAUCAGCCAUCGACAUCUGCUGAAGCGCAAACGGAAGCAAAAUCAGAAGCAUCAAAACCUAUCACUGAAGGGAUUACCGCACCAGUGCCAGAUUUCGAGACGACAGUGAAGCCUUCCUUGUAGACCACGAUACCAAAAACUUGGCAACAACAAAUCCACAACAAUAAUUCAAUUAAGUACAUUUAACAUUUUAACAACCACAAAACAAUCUGCAUAUGCAUACACUCAAUCAUUAAAAGCUAACACCAAAAUGAGCAGUUUAUAUAAUAGAUAAUAUGCAUAUGAAC